AUGAUUCCAACAAACAUUUGUUCUGUCAAGUACAAUCCUGGAUCCAGCGUUCAUGUGGCGGUCGGUUCCGCCGAUCAUCACAUUCACUAUUAUGACUUGAGAAAUAUCAGCCAACCCCUGUAUGUAUUUGGUGGACACAAGAAAGCUGUUUCAUAUGUGAAAUUUUUGUCCAACAAUGAAUUGGCUUCUGCAUCUACUGACAGCACUCUGCGCUUAUGGGAUGUAAAAGAAAAUUUGCCUUUGCGCACGUUUAAAGGUCACAUGCACCAACGAGAAGAAUUUCGUGGGUCUUACGGUAAAUAACGAGUACAUUGGCUGCGGCAGCGAAACGAAUGAUGUAUUUGUUUAUCACAAGGUUAUAUCUAACCCUGCAGCUUGGCAUCGAUUUGGUUCCGAAGUGGCUGAUGCCGAUGAGGAUGUUGGAUCU
This is a messenger RNA of Hibiscus syriacus, 427 nucleotides long. Its product is annotated as E3 ubiquitin-protein ligase COP1-like. The record is from RefSeq and is a predicted model, not a curated record. Gene Ontology annotation, biological process: proteasome-mediated ubiquitin-dependent protein catabolic process. Gene Ontology annotation, molecular function: protein binding; ubiquitin protein ligase activity. The transcript is spliced from 5 exons. NCBI's taxonomy places the organism in Eukaryota, Viridiplantae, Streptophyta, Magnoliopsida, Malvales, Malvaceae. Bases 1 to 303 code for a protein of 100 amino acids.